This is a messenger RNA of Ceraceosorus bombacis, 1061 nucleotides long. The record is from the annotation of a GenBank genome assembly. NCBI's taxonomy places the organism in Eukaryota, Fungi, Basidiomycota, Exobasidiomycetes, Ceraceosorales, Ceraceosoraceae.
AUGUCCGCUUCAUCCACCAACUCUGCACCCGUCGCUAUCCCCAUCUCUUCGGCAGCACUGGACCAGUUGCUGGUAGCAGCAGUCGCUGCACGCAAAAAGGCCUACAGUCCUUACUCGAAGGUGAGAUGAGAAGCAAGCGGAGAUGGAUGCAGGCAAAUACAAGUUGCAUGCAUGCAUGCAUGGGUGUGAGGUGUUCGGAAGCGAGUUAGUGAGAUUGCUCGAACCUGUUGAGCAUCACAGCCUCGACUUGGAUUGCGUUGAAUCGCAGCGCAAACACUCAUGACUGCUGAUAAGCUGCUUGCUUGCCUUUGUGGUAUACGGUAUCGCAGUUCCGCGUCGGCGCAGCGUUGCUUCUGCAGGACGGCACCAUUGUCGACGGAGCCAACGUGGAGAAUGCCAGCUACGGUGAGCGCAGUGAAGAGUGCCACGUGCACGUAUUCUCCUGCUCCACACCCGUACUCUGGACACGUAUACCACUGACACACCUUCGCUCACUCUUUGCGCGCUGAAGGUGCCGGAAUUUGUGCCGAGAGGACGGCGCUCAGCACUUGGCGAGUGGCCUCUCGCGCGCCUAGUCCAGUAGUGGCCAUAGCCGUAUCAUCCGACUUGCACACUCCCUGCCCACCAUGCGGGAUCUGUCGGCAGUUCAUUCGGGAACACUGUUCGGAACAAGUGCCCAUCUACAUGCCCUUUGCGCCUCCCAAAAAACAGAUCGAAAAGACGGUAGAGGGAGUUGCGGAGGCGGAGAAGCGGUCGGGUGAAGAGGCCCACCAGGAACCGGGAAGAGAGUGGACGCCUGCACUGGGCCAUGGGGAGGACACGGUCAAGGUGAUGACCCUCGAACAGCUCUUGCCCCUCAGCUUUGGUAAGUCGUGGGGAAAGGGAGCAUGUCUGGCGGAAUCUAGCCGUUGCUUGCAUAUUUCGAAAGUCGCUUCUCGAUGCGUUCAAUCAUACCUACAAUAAUACUAGAGCUGACUAUAUUGUCCCACUACUCCUCGCCUUUUGCUUUUGGUUUGCAUUCGUCAGGUCCAGAGAGCCUUCAGAGACCAGCUGUGGUUUAG